Molecule: messenger RNA, 2307 nt
Organism: Prorocentrum cordatum
Lineage: Eukaryota; Dinophyceae; Prorocentrales; Prorocentraceae
Source: the annotation of a GenBank genome assembly
AUGGGGAUGAACGGUAAGUUGCCGAACGGCGGCGGCCACGGCGAGAUCGGCUACCACCUCGCGCUGCUCCUGAGGAGCAGGUCGGUGCAGGUGACGCUCAUCCAGGACAGCGCCGCGAAGAUGAACACCCCGCCGUUCAACUCCUACGGGGACCUCGAGGCGGCCGGGGUCACGGUGAAGUACGCGGACCUGGCGGGCGGCGGGCUGGCCGCUGCGCUGGAGGGCGUCUCCCCGUGCACCCACGUGUUCGACAACCAGAACGUCUGCCCCAGGGACGUGCAGAAUGCCGUGGCCGCCUGGAGUCCCAAGAACUACUCCUACGUGAGCUCUGGCGGCAUGUACAAGGUGGUCGGCGACUACGCAAUGAGCGAGUCGAACCCGGUGAAGCCAGACAACAAGCAGCUUGCCAACGAGAACGCGGCCAAGGCACUAGGCCUGCCGCUCACCGCCUUCCGGCCGCAGUACAUCUACGGCCCGAAGACGAACAAGCGCGAGUACAUCGACUGGUUCCUGCACCGCAUCCUUGGCGACGUGCCGAUACCCCUGCCCAAGACCUGCAGCGAGGACGGCAGCCUGAAGACCACCCUGACGAACGCAAAGGGCAUUCUGCAGUGCGAGGUCCGAGGCACCCGCCAGUUUGGCCCCUCGUGCGGGGUGCGAGGCUGGGGAGACAUUCCCAGGGCCCUCAUGGAGGCGUGCCAGGCGUUGGCCUUCGGGCUGGCGGGGUCGAGUGCCGUUUGUGUGCAGGGCCAGUCUGACUGGGCACUGCAGGCAGGGACCACCGACGUCGUGCUCUUCUCGCAGCGUGAACUGGACCGUGUCACGGGGUCCGGUCCCUCAUCCCGGGUCGCCUUCGUGCGGUCCCACGGGCCGCAGCCCUCCAGCCCGAGCCCGCCGCCGCAGCCGCGACCCCGCGGAGGGCCGGCCGCCCUUGGGCGGCGCGCGCGCGCGCCCGACGCCCGCGGCCCCAUGCCGGAGCGGCCGCCCGCCGCGGCGCGCCCGCCGCGGCGCGGCCGCCCGCGGCGCGCCCGCCGCGGCGCCGCCUCGCGGCCCGCGGCCGCGGCCGCGCCCGCCGCGGCGCUGCUCGCCGCGGCGGCGCGGGCGCUCGCGGCGCCGGCGGCGCCCGCGGGCCUCGGCGCCCCCCCCGCGGCGCCGCCGGCGGGCCCGCGCGCGGCGGCCUCGUCGCGGCGCGGCCGCCGCGCGGCCCGGCGCGGGGGCCGGGCGGCCCCCGCGGCGGCCGCGGUGGGGCCCCGGCGGGGGGCCGCUGCGGGCGCUGCCGCUGCAGGAGGAGGCUGCGUCGCUGCUGGCCUACGCCUCGGGGCUGCUGGACCAGCUGCCGGCCCAGGUGGAGGCGCUGGGCCCCGCAGGCCCGGCCGUGUUCUUCGGGGCCUUCGUGCUCACCUCGAGGUGCUUUUCGCUUCCCGCCUCCCCGCUCAUGCUGUCGAGCGGCUACCUGUUCGGGCUGGCGGGCGGGGCCGGCCUGGCGCUGGCGUCGCUGUGCACCGCGGCGACCAUCUCCUUUUUCUUAGCUCGGACCGUGUUCAGGCCGCAGCUUAUGAAGAUGGCCUCGGAGAACGCCACCUUCCGGGACAUAGACUGUGCCGUGCAGGAAGAGGGGUUCAAAAUCAUAUUCUUGCUGCGGUUGGCGCCGCUGCUGCCGUUUGCGCUGUCCAAUUACGCCUACGGGUUGACGCAGGUGAGCUACAGGGAUUUCAUCCUUGCCACGAUGUUUGGCUGCGCUCCAGGCACCAUAGCGGUCGUGUACCUGGCUACAGCGGCCAAGUCGGCUGGGGAAGGGGGAGGCCAGCCCUGGUAUGUGUAUGCUGGCAGCAUUGCCGCCACGGUGGCCCUUCUGAAGGUGGUGACGGACGUGGCGCAGGAUGCGGUCAAGAAGUCCGUCGAGAAAGGGCGCGCCGGCUGCAUUGUCGAAAAGCAGUGAGUCGGUAUUUUUGAGGGGAUGUAAGUCCUGGGAGGGUGAAUUAAGCAUCGGUAACGAAACCUUCCCAGGAGUUGCCUCCCGGCCCUCCUCCUCGCCCUUCUUCUGUUCCUCCUCGCCCUCCUCAUCCUUACGUUCUUUUUCGCACCGCCAGUGUGCCAGGCGCAGGCGGAGUGAGCCGGCGGGCACCGAGGCGGGCCAGCGGGAGACAUUAAGGGUGUAUUUGGGCUGCCUCCCUUCCCUGGCGUUGCCCAGGCUGGGGCUGCUUUGAGUGCCACUUCCUCCCGUGCAUGGUGGGACGUUCGGGGGAGCACGCGUUUUUUUUUUGAGCGCAUCAGGUGUUGAUCCAGAACAACCAGAGUCUAGAACGG